Gasterosteus aculeatus aculeatus (three-spined stickleback) is the source of this 1635-nucleotide messenger RNA. It is a transcript of the gene btr02, whose product is annotated as bloodthirsty-related gene family, member 2. Lineage: Eukaryota; Metazoa; Chordata; Actinopteri; Perciformes; Gasterosteidae. The record is from RefSeq and is a predicted model, not a curated record. Gene Ontology annotation, molecular function: protein binding.
UGUCUAAAGCACUGCCCACGACACACAAACGCACCCACACACACACACACACCUUAGCGCACCUGUUCAGUGUAAAUCAUUCACAGCGUCUACGUACUUGAAACUGUGAGUAGAAAGCAUAGAAUGACCGCGGAGUUAUUUGGACGAGACUAACCUGGAGAGCUCCCUGGUGAAAUCCCUUGUGCAUCCGGUUCUUCCACAUACCUUACAUCAAAUAUUUUAACUGCGCCCGUUCUCUUAUGGCCUCCACGAUUAGCCUUCUCCCCGAGAAGCACUUCCUGUGCUCCCUUUGUCGAGGCAUCUUCACCAGCCCGGUGACCAUACCAUGUGGACACAGCUUCUGCCUGUCCUGUCUCAGUCUCCACUGGUCACGACACCAGUCCAAAUACUGCCCCCGCUGCCGGAGACUGUUCAGCGAGAGGCCCGACCUCAGUGUCAACCGCGUUCUGGCCGAAGUCUCAGAUAACUACAGGAAAACUCGACCCCAGAAUCCACCCGAGGAGGAACUGGUUAUAGAUGUUGAGCAAAUGAUUCAGGAGAGGCAGCAGAAGGUAGUACGGAUGAAAUCUGCUCUGGAGCUACAACAGAACUCCUACCUCAGAGAGGUCCGAGAGAGCCAGAAAGUCUUCUCUACCCUGGUGCAAGCUAUGGAGAAGAAUCACAAAGCUGUGGUUGACGCAAUUGAGGAGAGAAAGCGAGAGGAGGAGAAGAGAGUGGAAAGGUUGGUGAAGGAGAUCGAAAAGGAGAUCCAGGAACUGAGGAAGGAGAGCACCGAACCCGACCCCCAUAUUCCUGUAAAAAGUGAUCCAGAUGAUGAGACAAACCAAGUUCCCGUGAACAUUGUUCCCACCACAUGCCCCUCUGACAUGAAGGAUUGGUCCAAGGUUGCCAUAGAAACUGACCCUUGUAUUGGGGUCACCAGACGAGCACUAGAGGACAUAAUGGAGAAGAUAAAGGUAGAAGUCAACAGACUCUCCAAAUCUGAACUCAAGAGAAUAGAGAAAUUCGCCGUUGAUGUCAAUCUGAGCGCCAAGACAGCCCAUCCCUUCCUCUCCGUCUCAGAGGACAAAAAACAGGUGAGACAUACGGACAAGCUCCACGAGGUGCCAGAUCACCCCAAGCGGUUCAACCGCGUCGCAAACGUGCUGGCCAAGGAGAGCUUCGACGGCGGCAGGUGCUACUGGGAGGUGGAGGUCGGGGAGAAGAUCGAGUGGAAUCUGGGUGUUGCCAGACAGUCCAUAAACCGAAAGGGGAAGUUCUCUGUCUGCCCUGCAAACGGUUUCUGGACUUUAAGCCUGAAGGCUGGAGGCCAGUUCGUUGCCAACACCUCCCCUGUCACGCCGCUGGCUGUGGAGCAGAGGCCCAGGAAGGUGGGUGUGUUUCUGGACUACGUCGAGGGCCGCGUGUCCUUCUACUGCGCGGAAUCUGGAGUACACAUUCACACCUUCGCAGAUACCUUCACUGACCGGCUUCAUCCAUUUUUCAGUCCAGGUCGCCUACAUGGCGGCAAAAACAAUGUUCCCCUAAUCAUCUCUUCUACUUUCUGCAGCAUCUAAGCAUUCAUGUUGUUAUUUUGAUAUUUAUAAGCAUCAGGUAUGAAUAAAGUUGUUGUCGAUAUCUUUUCAGUAUCAAUAA